AUGGAGUCCCGCUCUGUUGCCCAGGCUGGAGUGCAAUGGCGCGAUCUCGGCUCACUGCAAGCUCCGCCUCCCGGGUUCACACCAUUCUCCUGCCUCAGCCUCCCGAGUAGCUGGGACUACAGGCACCUGCCACCACGCCUGGCUAAUUUUUUUUUUGGUAUUUUUAGUAGAGACGGGGUUUCACCGUGUUAGCCAGGAUGGUCUCGAUCUCCUGACCUCGUGAUCCGCUCGCCUCGGCCUCCCAAGGUGCUGGGAUUACAGGCAUGAGCCACCACGCCUGGCCAGUCAUUCAUUGUUUUUGAUAAAAGUCCCAACAAGGAGUAACAGCAUCAGGGCUGCCUUUUUCUUGUUGCUUAUUUUGGGGAGGAGGUGAUGUUUUUAUAGUUUCUUUGUAGGAGUUAGUUUAAGUCUCUUCUUCAUUUGGAUGUAGUUAAGGGCUACAGAACAUAAUUACAUAAUUACAAUUUUACCUAAAAGGCUCCUGGAGACAGCAGUGUGUGGCAAGCACGGUGCACCCUCUGGCCUCUGCCCUCAUGGUCGACUGCCUGUGAGCACCUGACAUGGGACAUGAGGGCUGUGUCAACUCUGUGUUACUGUUAAUAAAUCUUACCUUCUUUUGAUAGUUGUAAGAUAAAAAAUCAAUACGAAGGAGACUGAAAGAGUCACAUGACCUGAAGUUGGAGCUAGGCAGAGGUCCUUGAACAAUAGUAAAGAAUGGCUUUAUUUUACAUGCAGGCAAACCAUUGGCAGUUUAAGCCAGUGGCUAAGCAGAGAGGUGAUGGGGUCAGGUUUGUGUUGUGGAAAGAUGUCUGGAGCUGCUGGGUGGAGAAUGGAUUGAACACUGCGUUGUCCCAGCAUGUGAGCUGCUGCCCGUCUCCCUGUCCGCUUCCCAUUCCUGUGGAGACAGGCCUUGUGGGGCAGUGGCCAUGGAGCCUACGGGGCAGCCUACGGGGCAGGCCCUUGCACUGCACAUCGCACGUUGAGCCACAGACUCAGAAGGCUUCUUCAGGGUCCAGGCAGGUGGGGAGGGAUGGGGGUGACCUGGAGACUCCUGCCCCGCAGCAGAGGACAGUUUCAUCCGUUCACUGGGGAGUGCCCUGUGGGCCUAGGAGUUCAGUGCUGUUUUUUUCUGAUUUUCCAAGAGAAGCUGGAAAUCUGGAUAUUUAUAAGAAAUCUGAAUAUUGAGUGAUGGCAAAAUCUCAACACCAUGUGAGCCAAACAGACCAGUCAGGAGCCCUGGUUCAGGCUCUGCCCAGGAGCCACUAAAGGUCUGUGACGUGAAGACAUUUGUCGUUGUGCUGAGGCACUGGUUGGAUUCGGGGGUGCGUGUCUCCCUCAUGUCUGCCCGGCAUCCUCGGCUCAGAACCCCUCCUGCUGCUCCUUCUUGAUUGCUCGUUGUCUUGUCUUCUUUUGAGCUGUUUAUUUUUAGGUGAAGUUGAGUCCUCCCUCUUUCUUCCUUGCCUUUCUCCGGCCACACGCCCCGUUGCCGUGCAUGGGCCCCUGCUCAGUGCCUCACCUGACCCACUGCACCUGGCCAGGUGGAGGAGCAUGUCAGCCGCAUCCGGGAGGAGCUGGACCGCGAGCGGGAGGAACGAAACUACUUCCAGCUGGAGCGGGACAAGAUCCACACCUUCUGGGAGAUCACACGGAGGCAGCUGGAGGAGAAGAAGGCUGAGCUGCGGAACAAAGACCGGGAGAUGGAAGAAGCCGAGGAGAGGCACCAGGUGGAGAUCAAGGUGUACAAGCAGAAAGUGAAGCACCUGCUAUAUGAGCACCAGAACAACCUGACAGAGAUGAAGGCCGAGGGCACCGUAGUCAUGAAGCUGGCACAGAAAGAGCACCGCACACAGGAGGGUGUGCUGCGCAAGGACAUGCGGGCACUGAAGGUGGAGCUCAAGGAGCAGGAGCUGGCCAAUGAGGUGGUGGUGAAGAACCUGCGGCUGAAACACACCGAGGAGAUCACCAGGAUGCGGAAUGAUUUUGAGAGGCAAGUUCGAGAAAUUGAGGCCAAGUAUGAUAAGAAGAUGAAGAUGCUGAGGGACGAGCUCGACUUGCGGAGAAAGACUGAGCUCCACGAAGUAGAGGAGAGGAAGAAUGGCCAGAUCCACACGCUGAUGCAGCGCCACGAGGAGGCCUUCACCGACAUUAAGAACUACUACAACGACAUCACCCUCAACAACCUGGCCCUCAUCAACUCCCUCAAGGAGCAGAUGGAGGACAUGCGGAAGAAGGAGGACCACCUGGAGAGGGAGAUGGCAGAGGUGUCUGUGCAGAACAAGCGCCUGGCAGAACCUCUCCAGAAGGCUCGGGAGGAGAUGAACGAGAUGCAGAAACAGCUCGCAAACUACGAGAGGGACAAGCAGACCCUGCUUUGCACAAAAGCCCGUUUGAAAGUCACGGAGAAAGAGCUGAAAGACCUGCAGUGGGAGCAUGAAGUGUUAGAGCAGCGGUUCACCAAGGUGCAGCAGGAGCGGGACGAGCUCUAUGGGAAGUUCACCGCAGCCAUCCAGGAGGUGCAGCAGAAGACAGGGUUCAAGAACCUCGUGCUAGAACGCAAGCUGCAGGCUCUGAGCGCCGCUGUGGAGAAGAAGGAGGUGCAGUUCAACGAGGUCCUGGCUGCCUCUAACCUGGACCCUGCAGCCCUGACGCUGGUGUCCCGCAAGCUGGAGGAUGUUCUUGAAUCGAAGAACAGCACCAUCCAGGACCUGCAGUAUGAGCUGGCCCGGGUCUGUAAGGCCCAUAACGACCUGCUGCGCACGUAUGAGGCAAAGCUGCUGGCCUUCGGGAUCCCUCUGGACAACGUGGGCUUCACGCCCUUGGAAACAGCUGUGAUCGGACAGACGCUGGGCCAGGGCCCCGCAGGACUGGUGGGCACCCCGACGUAGCUGCCCCCCUGGGGGGCCACAGCCCAGAGAACCAGCCUAGGAACACUCUUGGGAUGACACCCCUUAUUACACCAAGGACAGCAAGUUUUUUAGAUUUUAUCAUCAGCAAAUGAAAGCUUUUCACAUGUU
Molecule: messenger RNA, 3014 nt
Organism: Pan troglodytes (chimpanzee)
Lineage: Eukaryota; Metazoa; Chordata; Mammalia; Primates; Hominidae
Gene: DRC4
Product: growth arrest specific 8
Exons: 10
Coding region: 1698-2885 (395 amino acids)
Biological process (GO): flagellated sperm motility
Cellular component (GO): microtubule; motile cilium; Golgi apparatus
Molecular function (GO): microtubule binding; small GTPase binding
Source: RefSeq, a predicted model, not a curated record